AAAUUGAAAAAGUUUGAAAUAAAAUGGAUUUACUUGGAUCAAUUCUUGGCAGCAUGGAUACUGUGACUAACAAGAAGGUUGAUAAUGAAGCUAAGAAAAGAAUUCAAGAUGCAAAACAGAAGGCAUUAAAAUUCAAGGAAGAAGAACGCAAAAAAAAAGCAAAGUUUCGAGAAGAGAUAGAGUUGCGCAUAAACACGUUUAUACAAGGUCCCACAAAUGUUAAAAAGUUGGUGUUUGAACCUAUGAAUGCCACACUUCGGAGUAUCGUGCAUGAUGUUGCUGAAGUAGCUGGUUUGCUUUCAUACAGCUUUGGGGAAGAGGAUUUUGAUAGACAUCUUGUUGUUUGGAAAAAGGAAUACUCUCCAUCAGAUGUUGAAUUAGAGGCUUUAAGAAAUGGUUUGGAAUAUAAUGAAGAAAUUGCUGUAAAACUGAUAGAUUCUCAAAAUUCCAAAUCCACUCUAUCUGGAGAUGAACAAGUUUCAAGAAAAAGACAAAAUGUAACUGCUGAACCUGAAAAGUACUUUGAAAAGUAUGCAAAAAUAGUUGGUGAAGACAGUGGUUUAAAUGCUGCUGUUGCUACAAAAUCUAAUAAAGCAUAUGGAAUGGUUCCUAGUAAAAACAAAGAAGACAAACGUUCUAUCGAGGAAACAAUGAGGCAGAUCCGUGACAGAAAAUUACAAAAGUUAUCUAAUGCUGAACUAACCUGAUAACUGUAGUUAAAUUCAUAUUGCAAACGUCAACUUGUAUUUGGUAUUACCAUUGCCUUGUACUUUUUAUUGUUUCAACUUUGUCAAACUUUGUGCUCAAGCAAUUGGUUAAUUGAAGAAACAACUUUUUUUUAAUGAAACUUGAUGAACUUC
Molecule: messenger RNA, 860 nt
Organism: Hydra vulgaris (swiftwater hydra)
Lineage: Eukaryota; Metazoa; Cnidaria; Hydrozoa; Anthoathecata; Hydridae
Product: sperm-associated antigen 7 homolog
Molecular function (GO): nucleic acid binding
Source: RefSeq, a predicted model, not a curated record